UCGGAGCUCACACGCUGCUGUUAAACUGAAAUCUGGACCUCACGAUGGCUGCCGGCAAGAGGAGCAGAGCGAGGAGAAGGAGGGGACGCGCCGUUCACUCAGGGUGGUUUUCUUGGCUGCACAACUUGAGUGAAAUCAUGGCCGACAUAAAAGACCCUGACACAAAAGUGAAUAAUAACAAUCCUAACACAGAAAUUUUACUGGAAGAAGCAGAAGACACCAGCAGGGGUCAUAAAGAAAAUAAACAAAAAGAAAAACCAAGGGCAGUUGGACCCUGUGAAAUUUUUCGAUAUGCGAGUCGGUUGGAUAUUUUCUUCAUGAUUACUGGAUUUCUUGGCGCUUUAGGAAAUGGAAUAUGCCAGCCGCUGAUGCUUGUUGUGUUUGGUGAUAUGACAGACAGCCUUGUAUGCUACAACUCAUCAAUCCAAAAUACAUCUGCUUGUUUAAAGUUCAAACCUCUACCUGAACAGAUGACUGAGUAUUCCCUCUACUAUGUCGGAAUAGGAGCAGGUGUUAUACUCUGUGGCUACGUCCAAGUAUCAUUUUGGGUUUUAGCUGCAGCAAGACAGACAAGGAGGAUGAGGAAAAUGUUUUUUCAUUCAGUUUUAUCACAAGAGAUUAGUUGGUUUGAUGUUAACAAAUCUGGAGAACUUAACACACGUCUAACAGAAGAUGUCAACAAGAUCAAUGAUGGAAUUGGAGAUAAAGUCGGCCAUCUUGUGCAGAAUGUUGCAACCUGUGUAGGAGGACUGGUAAUUGGACUAAUCAAGGGUUGGCAACUUGCUCUUGUCAUAUUGGCCACAAGUCCAGUGGUGGCAAUUUCAACUGCAAUUUGUUCCAAGAUGGUGGUCUCACUGACUAGCAAGGAGCUGUCAGCUUAUGCAAAAGCCGGAUCUGUCGCUGAAGAGGUCCUUUCCUCAAUAAGGACUGUGGUGGCAUUUGGAGGACAGGAGAAAGAAAUUCAAAGAUACACAAAUAAUUUGGGAGAGGCCAAGCAAAUUGGAAUUAAAAAGGCCAUUACGUCUCAGUUGGCUGUUGGGUUUAUGUUUUUUAUGAUUUAUGCCUCUUAUGCACUUGGAUUUUGGUAUGGAUCAGUCUUAAUAUUGGGCAGAAAUGGAUAUACUAUUGGAGAUGUUCUUGUGGUUUUAUUCAGUGUCGUUCUUAGCAGCUACUGUGUUGGUCAAGCUGCUUCUCAUCUUGAUGCUUUCUCAGUGGCAAGAGGAGCUGCUUAUAAAAUAUUCCAAAUCAUUGACCAGGUAUCUACAAUUAACAGUUACUCAACAGAGGGGUACAAGCCCGAUAAUGUUAAAGGGAAUAUCGAAUUUAAAAAUGUGCACUUUUGUUACCCUUCAAGACCAAAUGUGCAGGUUUUAAAAGGAUUUAAUCUAAAAGUUAAAUCUGGACAGACUGUGGCUUUGGUUGGGCAAAGUGGAUGCGGUAAAAGCACCACAGUGCAGCUCCUGCAGAGAAUGUACGAUCCACAAGAAGGAACGAUAAUGGUUGACAGUCAUGAUAUAAGAUCUCUGAAUGUUAGACACUACCGAGAAAUGAUUGGCGUGGUCAGCCAAGAGCCUGUCCUGUUUGCAACAACCAUUAAAAACAAUAUCAAAUAUGGAAGAUUGGAUGUGACAGAUGAAGAAAUAGAGAAAGCAGCUAAGGAAGCCAAUGCCUAUGAUUUCAUUAUGGCACUCCCUGAGAAAUUUGAGACUCUUGUUGGAGAAAGAGGAGCUCAGCUAAGUGGUGGCCAGAAGCAAAGAAUAGCAAUAGCCAGAGCUUUGGUACGAAAUCCAAAAAUACUACUACUGGAUGAGGCCACCUCAGCUCUGGACACUGCCAGUGAGUCCGUUGUACAGGCUGCUCUAGACAAGGCCAUUGAAGGACGUACUACAAUUGUUAUUGCUCACCGCCUGAGCACUGUGUGGACCGCAGAUUUGAUAGUUGUGGUGGACAAUGGCGCUAUGGCUGAGCAGGGAACGCAUUCUGAAUUAAUGGAGAAAAAAGGAAUAUAUUAUUCACUUGUAACAGCACAGGCUAUACAAGUAGCAGAAAGCACAGCAGCUGGAGAAAAUGAAGAAGCAAUGCAGGGGAAACCGCCCCUUGUGCAGAGAUUAUAUUCUAACAUGUCUAACAUGUCAAAUGGAAAAUUUUCUGUAUCUGAGAAAGGAGAGGAAGAAGACAUAGAGGAGGAGGAAACCGAAAAGGAAAAACUUCCAAACAUUUCAUUUUUAAAAAUAUUAAAACUGAAUAAAUCAGAGUGGCUUUAUAUUCUGAUUGGAACUCUUGCUGCAACCAUAAAUGGAGGAGUUCAUCCAGCAUUCAGUGUAAUAUUUGCUAAAGUUAUAGCUAUUUUUGGAACUGAUGAUGACGAGUUUAUACAAAGGGAAAUAAAUAUUUACUCCAUUAUAGUCACUGUUAUUGGUGUGGUUUCCUUCUUUACAUUUUUUUUACAGGGCUUCAUGUUCGGAAGAUCAGGAGAGGUCCUCACCAUGAGGCUAAGACAAAUGGCAUUUAAAUCUAUGCUGCGCCAGGAAAUUUCAUGGUUUGAUGACAAGAAAAACAGUACUGGAGCUUUAACAACAAGACUUGCCACAGAUGCUUCUCAGAUACAAGCUGCAACUGGUUCCAGACUUGGGCUGGUGGCUGAAAACUUUGCCACAAUGGGAGUAGGUAUCAUAGUCUCUUUCAUUUUUGGAUGGGAAAUGACAUUGCUGAUUCUGGUCAUGACUCCUGUUCUCGUGAUAACUGGACUUCUUGAGACUAGAGCACUGGUGGGCUUCGCUAAUCGAGAUAAAAAACAACUUCAAUAUGCUGGCAAGAUUGCAAGUGAAACAGCGGACAACAUCCGAACAGUGGUAUCACUAACCAGAGAGGAGACAUUUGAAGAAAUGUACAGUGAAAGCCUGCAGAAACCAUUCAGGAAUGCUCAGCGCAAGGCUCAGACGUAUGGCAUCUGUUUUGCAUUUAGCCAGUCCUUCAUACAUUUCACCUAUGCCGCAAGCUACCGUUUUGGGGGUUAUAUGAUUGAAAUUGGAAGGAUGAACCCAGAGGACGUAUUUCUGGUGUUUUCUUGCCUGGCGUAUGGAGCUCUUACUGUAGGACAAACAUUAUCCUUUGCUCCUGAUUAUGCAAAAGCCAAAUCUGCAGCUUCUCAUUUGUUUCAAUUAUUCAACUCUGAACCAUCUAUAGACAGCUACAGCAAGGAUGGACUGAAACCAGAAAAAUAUGAAGGAAAUUCAGAAUUAUCCAAAGUGUCCUUCAAUUAUCCAUCUCGUCCAGAUGUGCCUGUUCUGAAAGCACUAUCGGUUGCAAUAUCAAGAGGACAAACAGUGGCAUUUGUAGGUAGCAGUGGAUGUGGAAAAAGCACCUCUAUUCAGCUUCUCCAGAGAUUCUAUGAUCCAUCCCAAGGAGCAGUGCUGUUUGACAAAGAAGAAGCCAAUAAUUUGAAUGUUCAAUGGUUAAGAAAUCAGAUAGGAAUUGUGUCCCAGGAGCCAGUGCUGUUUGACCGCAGUAUUGCUGAAAACAUUGCCUAUGGGGACAACACUCGUGAAGUGCCUAUGGAGGAGAUAGAACAAGCUGCAAAGGCUGCAAACAUUCACUCCUUCAUAGAAGAGCUGCCAGAGAAAUAUAACACAUCAGUUGGAGGUAAAGGAACUCAACUGUCUGGAGGUCAAAAGCAGAGAAUCGCUAUUGCCCGGGCACUGAUACGUUCUCCAAAAGUUCUGCUGCUUGAUGAAGCCACCUCAGCACUGGACAAUGAAAGUGAAAAGGUUGUACAACAAGCCCUAGAUCAAGCACGGAAGGGAAGGACUUGCAUCAUGAUUGCUCAUAGACUGUCCACAGUCCAGAAUGCAGAUCUCAUUGUCGUAAUGAAAAACGGAAGAGUAAUAGAAAAGGGAACUCACCAACAGCUUCUGGCAAAGCGAGGGGAGUAUUAUGACCUUGUGAAUGCACAGACUAUAACCUAAUCUGAGAUAAGUGGAUGGUGACAUCUGGAUAUAAAAUCAGCUGCAUACUAUGGUGGUGUGGAGAGUCAAGUCAAGCAGUCACGACUGAGAGACUGCUGCUGAAUACAAGACCAUAAAGAAGUGCAAACAGCAUAAAGAGGACAAACUGUUGAGUCAUACAAAUCCCAGCUUGGUUUAAGUCUUAAGAAUGCUGUGACCCAACUGAGACUCAACGGUUCAACCUUUAUUGAUGGAAAUGGUCAAUAAGUGUGUCUAUACACGCAAAUGAGGAUCAUUAUAAGUAGGGCAGUCACGUUCUCUGCCUUUAUAAAUAAGUAUGAAGAGAUACCUCUUGAAACUUGAGCAUGCUACUGUUACUUUCUAUACAAAGGCAGGAGUAAGGAUGAUAGAUCAAUAGAUAGAUAGAUAGAUAGAUAGAUAGAUAGAUAGAUAGAUAGAUAGAUUAAGCCACGGAUAGAUGAUAAAUAAAUAGAAAUGAUAUAUGCAAAUAAUUAUUUUUAAUAAACAAAUAGAAAUGAUUUGUGAUUUUCUUUGAUAUCCACUCAUCAGUAAUAUAAGCUGGAAAAAAAAUUGCUAUAUGAGAUGCUUGCUUAGUUACAUUUAAAUUAAAAGUUCUGUUUUUAAACCCAUUUGAAGCUCAGCAUUCUGUACGGAACCAUUUCUUAAUCUUUAUACCACUUGCUAUUCCCUGCAUAGACUAAGUUCUGUUAUACAUUUCUGAUUGUCUUUGGCUGCCUUUAGGGGGAGCUUAGCAGUGUGACUGCAUUUAGUUUUAUUGGAUAAGUUCAGUAUACAGUAUAAACUGUAUGCAAUCAUUUCCUAAAAUUUCCCUACCAAUGCCUGCAGGCAGCCAGAAUCUUCUUUUUAAACCUCUGGCUCAGAUUUUCUAAUCGUAAAGAUGGCGUAAGCUUAGACAGGCUGUGUAGACCUGCACCAGAUGUAUCACAGGGGCUCAGGCUGGAUGAUAAAUCUGGUGCAGGGAUAGACACUUCUCUGACUCUACGACAACUAUUGUUUGACUUACUUUAAGGCAGGAUUUUGCAUAAUAGCGCAUCUUAGGCCCCACCCCUUUCACGUUUUGCUCCAUCCCUUUCUUAUAAGCACCACCCCUUCGUCAAGCAUUUAAUAAAAAAGUUUAUAAACCCUUUCUGUGCCAGAUUGUGUCACUUUAUAGACAGAUUUUUGGUGCAGACGCAUUAGUAAAUCUGGGCCUCUGUGUCUUGACUGAGGAUUUGGAGCACUGAAUCGAGUAUGGAGAUUUGAACAAAACAAAGAUAUACUCAGUUAAAUGAAUCCUACAUAUUUAAUAUAUAAAAAAAUGGUGCUCCAGGUUGGACAUUUGCUUCAGGGACACCUCCACUGAAACCUAGAUGCUUUACACCACCAGGUCUUCCUUUAUCAGGGAUUAUGUAUGCUGUAAAUUCUAGAAAAGGAUGGCCUAAGCGAUUAUACUACAGCAUAAAAGGUGCGCUGUUGCCUCAGGUUUAUUUAUACAUAUUUUGUAUUUACUUUUAAUUUUCAACAACAGAUUUACUUUUACUUUCUUUGGGUAAAGAAUCUUGUAUUGAAUCGGUUGGAAAAUAUGUUUCAAAUUUUGUAUCAAAUUCAGUCUCUAAAAUAUUUGAACUUUUAUUACAAUCUUCUAAAUCUAUUUUUAAAAGAAAAAUGCCUCCAUCAACCUUCCACAGUAAGAGUGCAUUCACACAACCUUUUUUCUGGGUCCGCUUUCCAAUGGGUCAUGUCCUAUUGGCAGAACAUGUCCUAUUCUUGUCCGCAAUCACAGAAAAUAAUAGGCAUUUCUUUAUAGGGCUGGCCCUGUGCAUUCCACAAAAUGCGAAUGCACACAGCCGGUAUCCGUGUUUUGCGGAUCCGCAAUUUGCUGACCGCGAAACACUAACGGUCGUCUGAAUGUAGCCAAACAGUGUUAUUCUGGAUUAAAAUGAAUAAUAAUUUUUUCUCUAGAAACAGCGUACCUCUUGUUCAUGGGCUGUGUCUGGAAUUAUAGCCCCUGCUUAACUGAAGUGAAUGGUGAUCUCCAAUCCAAGACUCAGCCCAUUGACAAGACAGGUUCUGUUUCAGAAGAAAAGUAAAAAUAUGUCCAUUUAUAUAUUAUGUACUACUUUCAGCAAUAUGUCACACUCUUCUUUCACAUCCAGAAUGAAACUAAAACUUCUGCUGUUUCCCUUUUGGAAUCUCUGUGUGGUUUAUUUGCUCUUCACAGACAUUCAUGUGACUUAUCAGCUGAGCGACAAAUUGCUGGGAGUCUGUUAAGUUUAAUAGUCUUUAUUAUUUUAUCUCCAAUGGCACCUCUGAUCCAUUGCUGUCCCUCCGCCCUCUCUCUGUAUUUGCUUCCUGUAUACCGCUGCAGCCUAAACAACAAAAUAAGAAAAUAACCUACCCAAAUAAAUAAAAUAUAUGUACCCAAGUGACUACUGCACCCUAUCUCUGUCCUCAUUUGUCUACAGCACAGUGUGCAUCCGCUCCCAUGGUCCCUAUUGGUCUUUAUGGACUUUGCUAUAGCCUAAUAAUUGAUGCAGCGAAUCAAUGGCUUCAACAGUCUGGUGCUGUAUACCACGGAAACUGGAGAUUGGCUGCAGCAGUCACUGGGGUAGGUUCUUACCCCAGUGACUGCUGCAGCCCAUGUAUAUAUACAUACUGUGGAAUGUUAUAUGUGCUGCAUAUGGGGAGUUUUCCUUUUUUCCUUUAAAUUUAUUGAACUUUUGAAGUUGUACUGUUGGUAUGGUUGCUAAAUAUGUUUAUAUGCGCUGACUAAUGACUAAGAAAUGACUAAUAAAGUAUU
Messenger RNA from Bufo gargarizans (Asiatic toad), 6765 nucleotides. Its product is annotated as ATP-binding cassette sub-family B member 5-like. The coding region runs from base 45 to 3965 and encodes 1306 amino acids. Gene Ontology annotation, molecular function: ABC-type transporter activity; ATP hydrolysis activity; ATP binding. Lineage: Eukaryota; Metazoa; Chordata; Amphibia; Anura; Bufonidae. The record is from RefSeq and is a predicted model, not a curated record. The transcript is spliced from 28 exons. Gene Ontology annotation, cellular component: membrane. Gene Ontology annotation, biological process: transmembrane transport.